AUGCUUCUUUCCCAAACCUUUGCACUGCUGCUCGGAACUGCGAGCGUUGCCUCAGCCAAAUGGAUUGUGCCGGGCGCCCGCUGGCUUGACACAGAUGGCAACAUUUUCAACGCUCACGCUGGAGGUCUUUGCGUGGACGAAAAGACAGGCAGAUUCUGCUGGUUCGGGGAGUACAAGAUUCAGGGCCAAGUCGAAGGUGGUGGCAUUUCUGUCUACAGCUCCGAUGAUCUUGCGACAUGGGAGUCACACGGCCUCGCACUCGUAGAAGGCCACGAGUAUGUCUCCUCGCACAACCGCAUCCAGCGUCCCAAGGUUAUUUACAGCAAGGAGACGGGCAAGUACCAUAUGUGGUGGCACGUCGUCGACUCCAAAUAUAGCAUGCUGCUCCAGGGCCUAGCCACAGCUGAUAGCAUUGCUGGCCCAUACAUUUUCCAAGAUGCCAUCGCACCUCUCGGCAACUGGGUCGAGGGCCGCGAUGUCUAUGUCAGCAAGUUCAACAGCAACCUGACUGAUGUCGAGGAGGUAACUUUCCGCUUCAACAAAUACGACUUUGAGGCCCCGACGAUUCUGCAGACAGAAAAGAGCUACUUCGCCUUGAUGAGCCACAAGACAGGCUACCGCCCUAACAAUGUUGUCGGGAUGCGCGCCGACAAACUUGAGGGUCCUUGGUCGCAGCCGUUUAUCGUAUCUCCAGCCUACACUCGUACCUUCAGGACCCAGUCCGGCUUCUCUUGGAGGAUCAAGGGCUCAAAGAAGACUACAUACCUCUACAUGGCUGACCAGUGGGACAUGCUGCAAACUGGCGAGUGGUAUCCCAUCAAGGGCAAGACCUACACCUCCAAGCGUGCAAAGCUUGCUGGAGACGCGUUCCUACAGGAGGCCUCAUUUGGAAGCCAUAAUGUGAUCGCUACUGAUACCGAUGACAUGGGCUUCGGUGACCAACCUUACGGACAGCCCGAUCGCAUUAAUGGCACGUGGCAACUGCGCCGCAUCAGCAGUGUUGUUCUCAACGAUGAUACCGACCACGUCCACACUCUGUACCAGAAGGACACUCAUAAAGGAAUCAUUCUUUCGACACCCCUACAGCUGCCUCUAAAGAAGGGCCGUAACAAGAUCACCAUCGGAGGCUUAUACAAUGGGUUCGACUACAAGGGCGCCGAUCUCGACAGAAUUGUGGUGUACCCUCCCGAGCCCAAGAACAGGAAGCGAGCGUGGUUUUAA
Molecule: messenger RNA, 1221 nt
Organism: Verticillium nonalfalfae
Lineage: Eukaryota; Fungi; Ascomycota; Sordariomycetes; Glomerellales; Plectosphaerellaceae
Exons: 8
Coding region: 1-1221 (406 amino acids)
Source: RefSeq, a predicted model, not a curated record